UCAUGCAACAACGUGCCCAGAUGAGUGAGUUAAACAGCACCGAGGGUAUUGACGGCAGCCCAGCCGCCAUGCUUGCGGGUGGGUUGGUAGAGUCUGACUCUGAGUUCUCAACCAGUGACUCGGAAGGCGAAGACCUGCCUGAGCUGAGCGCUGGGGCAGAUAGCAGUGCAGCUGGGUCAGCGGAGACGUAUGCGGUGGUAGCAGCCAAACAGACCCAGCACGAAGGGGAGGUGGCGGAAGUACCGAACUGUGCUGUGCAAGGACACUCGGGGGGUGCACCCGAUACUAAGGCAGGGGUGCCAGGGGAUGAGGGCGAUAUAUCGGGACAAACCCAAGAUAACCCAGCAGAAGACCUCGAGAGCUCGGUCGCUGGCUGUGAAGGUUUGACUGCGGCCACGGCCACGGAUACGCAUACGGUUACAUCGGUUGCUAAUAGGUCGGGGGGUGCUCAUGAACCGGUUAACGGGGAGAGUGAGGGCCAGGAUACAGGGUCUACAGAGCCCCAUGAGCUUAAGGACGAGGACAGACAAACCCAAGCCCAGGCUGGGAGUGUGGAGAGUGAGAGUGAGAGUGAGAGGGAAAGGGGACCGGUACCAUUAGACGCGGACAGCGCUAUAGGGCGGCGGGCGAGUGCGAUAGGCGCGCAGGAGCAGCUAGUUAACCAGAAAGCAGAGAUUGUCAGUGCACAGAUCAAGGCCCUGGAGGAGCACGUACUGGCGGUAGACGGACAGAUGGAGGCUGUAGGUAGGCGUCUGCGGGCUAUGGAUGCGGCAGACGAGGUGGGGACUCAGGAGAUCGCCGAGGUAGACGGGCAGGUACAAGCAGUCAACCAGGAGGUGAUGGAUAUAGAUAAGCACGUCACAGCGGUCAACGAGCAGGUAGAUAGCGUGGAUGAGCAUGUGCGGGUUAUGAACACGCAUGUGCGUGCGCUGGAGGCGCAUGUGCAUGCCUUAGGUGGGGACGAGGGUGUGCCCGGUAUGGGCUCGCACGUACAGGCGCUAGAUGAACAACUCAAGUCCGUCAACGAGAGCAUCUCCUGUAUGGACACUCAACUGUCGGCGGUGGACGAGAUCAUCGGGUCAGUGGGUGAGAAGGUCAAGGCGACGAACGCGCAUGUGCUGGAUGUGAUUGAGCAGAAUACGCCAGACAGCGAUAGUAGCAAUGGGGUGGGACUGGGCGAAGGGGUGGCUGGUGCUGGGUGUGAUUGGGUAGAUACGAUAGCCAGCGUUUGAAGAUCCCGGCACAAGGUCAAUUAUUAGCAUCAUAUAUGUACAAGCAUCAACUAUUUCCCGUGUGUGUAGAUAAGCACUCUUGUCGUAAAAUUAUAUUAAAGCGAAUGCAACGACUUGGAAGGGCC
Molecule: messenger RNA, 1357 nt
Organism: Sphaeroforma arctica JP610
Lineage: Eukaryota; Ichthyosporea; Ichthyophonida
Exons: 1
Source: RefSeq, a predicted model, not a curated record